Messenger RNA from Coccinella septempunctata (seven-spotted ladybird), 1216 nucleotides. RefSeq lists its product as uncharacterized. The transcript has 5 exons. NCBI's taxonomy places the organism in Eukaryota, Metazoa, Arthropoda, Insecta, Coleoptera, Coccinellidae. The record is from RefSeq and is a predicted model, not a curated record. The coding region runs from base 503 to 1162 and encodes 219 amino acids.
AUUGGUAAGUAAAAAUAGGUAAACCUGAUGAGGUAUGUAGAGCUAUAAUCUAGUCGAGUCCAAAAAACGUAAGUAUUAUAGGUCUAGUUUUGUAACAUAUCCAUUUCCGACAUGGCUCUCCAUAUAAGUAUUUGGAAAAUACAAGGCACAAGUCUGUUCAUUUACCAAUGAACACCUAUGUUCUUAUAAAUUAUUGAUUUUAAGAACAAUUUUUUUCAGAUGGAACUAGUUGAAGUACCAAAAGGUACUUAUUAUAUUUCACCCGAAAAUUUCAUCUUCAUCAAAGAUAAACAGGCAUCAAGAGGCAGGACAUAUUUGAAAUGUCAAGAUCCAUUGUGCUCUGCCAGAAUCAUAAUGCAGGAGGGUCAGCAAUGGAUUUUGAGAAUGUGGUUUUAGAGCGGAGAACCAUUUGGCUGAUUUGGUCCUGCUUCAAGAUAUUCGGCUAAAAAGUAUCUUAGCAUUCAGAAGCAGGACCGAAACAUCAACUCUCCUUCAUAUAUUUAUGGAGGAAGAGAUUCGCCACAAUGAGGCAUCAUUGAGGCUCACAAAUGGGUUCCUCAGUGUAAAACCGAUGAUGCAGCGGGAAAGGAGGAAAGUGCAACCUCCCAUACCAGCUACAUUGGAGGAUGCUGCUGGCUAUUUGGCAAAUGCAUCAUAUCGGAAAUAUUCAUUAGAAUUGGGGCCACAACAGAGACCAUUCUUCGAUGGCAUCAGGGAUGGAUGUCUCUUUUUUGUGUCCCCUGGUAUUUUAAGAGAGGCAAUUGAUGGGAAUAGUCUCCACUUGCACAUGGACGCGACAUUUAAAAUUGUGCCCAGAGCAGGUGGAGCCCAUCAGUUGUUCAUAAUCCAUUGGAUGAGGGAUUACACGGCAUACCCUGUGGUGUUUUGUAUGAUGCCAAACCGCACCAGGGAAACAUACACUGGGGUACUGCGAUACACCAGGCAACUAUUUGGCGCCUCCCAUAUCUCCUCUGUCCUUUGUGAUUAUGAGGUGGCCCUGAGACAUGCAGUUCGAGAAGUGUUUGCUGGAAUUUCCUUGAGGGGUUGCUGGUUCCACUUCGCAAAAAAUGUAUUUCUCAAAGCUCGCCAAAUGCAGGGGAGAGUUCCUUUGAAUUGGACAGCCCAUGAAUCGGACGCUACAGUUUUCUACCACACCCGUUAGUAAUUUAGCAUCUUUUACGUAAAUCCCAUUUUCUCAACAUCGAUCGACAUCUCU